Ictidomys tridecemlineatus (thirteen-lined ground squirrel) is the source of this 2918-nucleotide messenger RNA. NCBI's taxonomy places the organism in Eukaryota, Metazoa, Chordata, Mammalia, Rodentia, Sciuridae. The record is from RefSeq and is a predicted model, not a curated record.
CUCCGCCCCCUAGGCUGCUGGAGUACCUGCCAUUGGAGCUGACUUCCUACAGACAGGGAAGUGGAGUGAGGCUCGGGCGCUGUGGGGUCGAUGGCCAGCAGAUGGCUGGGUCCCGGGGCACUGAGACGGCUCUGUGUGCUCCUGAUGGCAGAGACAGUGUCUGGGGCCUGGGGCCCAUCAACAGGGACCUACAUCAGCCCCCCGUUUCCAGCCCUGGCUGUGAACCAGACCCCCAUGGCAGAUUGUCGCGACGUGUGUGGCCUGAAUGCUUCUGACCGCUGCGACUUCGUCAGGACCACCCCCGACUGCCGCAGUGGUGGGGGCUACCUGGACUACCUGGAGGGCAUCUUCUGCCACUUCCCCCCCAGCCUGCUCCCUCUGGCUGUCACCCUCUACGUGUUCUGGCUGCUCUACCUGUUUCUGAUUCUGGGAGUCACCGCAGCCAAGUUUUUCUGCCCCAACCUGUGGGCCAUCUCCAGCUCCCUCAAGCUGUCCCACAACGUGGCAGGUGUCACCUUCCUGGCCUUUGGGAACGGCGCCCCAGACAUCUUCAGCGCCCUGGUGGCUUUCUCGGACCCGCGCACGGCUGGCCUGGCCAUCGGCGCUCUGUUCGGCGCAGGUGUGCUGGUGACCACCGUGGUGGCCGGAGGCAUCGCCAUCCUGCACCCCUUCCUGGCCGCCUCCAGGCCCUUCCUCAGGGACAUCGCCUUCUACAUGGCCGCCGUGUUCCUGACCUUCACCGCGCUCUACCUCGGCAGGGUCACGCUGGCGUGGGCCCUGGGUUACCUGGGCUUUUACGUGUUCUACGUGGUCACCGUGAUUCUGUGCACCUGGAUCUACCGAUGGCAGCGGAGAAAGUCCCUGGUCUACUCCAUGCCGGGGACACCAGAGACGCAGUCUGACUCCGAGGAGGAUCCUGUGUCUUCCAACACCAACAGCUACGACUACGGUGAUGAGUUCCGGCCACUGUUCAACCAGGAGGAGAGCACGGCCUGCAUCCUGGUCCACGCCCUGAACCCCCUGGACCUCAGGGCGUGGAGAAGCAAGUCGGCGACCUGGAGGGCCCUCAAGGUGCUCAAGCUGCCCGUGGAGUUCCUGCUGCUCCUCACCGUGCCCGUCGUGGACCCAGACAAGGACGACAGGAACUGGAAGCGGCCCCUCAACUGCCUGCACCUGGUGGUCAGCCCCCUGGUCCUGGUCCUGACCCUGCAGUCGGGGGCCUGUGAGUGUCCCACCCCGGGCUGCCCCGCGUCUUCUCCCAGGCCACAGCAGGCAGGCCCCGGGGCAGAGAGUCUAGACCUGGAGCUGCCUCCGUGUGCCCAGGCCUCAGGGACCCCAGCUGGACACUUGUCCAGGGACCUUCAGCUGGCCCAGGCCUGCCGGCUGCAGACGGUGACACUGCGGUCACAUCCACCCUGGCUUGGUGUCCCCUACGUUAGAAGGGGGGGAGAAGGGGGAGCCCAGGGGCCAGAGCCCCCAGCCUGUGUGAGGCCCAGGCACUGUCCCCAGCCCGUAAAAAUGUCCAGCUACUGUGAGGAACCCUUUUCCCCAAAGAUGUCCGUGCUGACCCUUGCCGAGCACCCCCUGCACAGGCCCUGGUCACGUUCUCAGUUCCCUCUCUGCCUCUUGUCCCAUCCCAUGGAUGCAGAGCAGAGGCUGGAGGCCAUGUCCCAGUCGCCGGCCGGGUCCCAGCAGGGUGCGUCUCGUCCACAGCUCUUCGCCUUCCUGGGCUUCCUGACCAGCGCCCUGUGGAUCAACGCGGCUGCCACGGAGGUGGUGCACAUCCUGCGCUCCCUGGGCGUGGUCUUCCGGCUGAGCAACACGGUCCUGGGGCUCACGCUGCUGGCCUGGGGCAACAGCAUUGGAGACGCCUUCUCAGACCUCACGCUGGCCCGCCAGGGCUACCCGCGGAUGGCGUUCUCCGCCUGCUUCGGGGGCAUCAUCUUCAACAUCCUGGUGGGCGUGGGGCUGGGCUGCCUGCUGCAGAUAGCCUGGGGCCACGUCCCCGAGGUGAAGCUACAGCCCGAGGGCCUGCUGGUGUGGGUGCUGGCCGGCGCCCUGGGCCUCAGCCUGGCCUUCUCCCUGCUGGCGGUGCCUCUGCAGUGCUUCCGGCUCCGCAGGACCUACGGCGUCUGCCUGCUGCUCUUCUACCUGGGCUUCCUGGCCGUGGCCUUGCUCACCGAGUUCGGAGUGAUUCACUUGAACAGGACAUGACCAAGGCCACCUGUGGUGUGUUGGUGGCACCGAGGGGGCUCCUGCAGCCUCCUGCUGGGGACUGGAGUGGGCAGCUCUGCAGGUGGCUCUUGCUGCUGGGGCACAUCAGCUGAGCCCCUCGGGCCUGGACCCCAGCCCCGCUGCUGGCCUCUGGGGAGUGGCCUGGCUGUGGCCUGACUCCAGCGGAAGCCAGACCUCCUGAGUGACCCAGAGUCCUCAGAGGGAAGGGCUGGGCCUGGGGCAAAGGAGUCGGCCUGGCUGCGGCCCUGGCGACCUGCCCUCCCUCUCGCUGGCCUUCGGGCCUCCUGCUCCCUCAGGGUGAGGGCCCAGGUGAGCCCCCCAGUGUCGGACCCACAGGGACGGCCCGCGGAGCUCUCCAGUUGCCAGGUUCCCAAAGCCACAAGAACCAGGCGGAUCAGCACAUCUGCUCAACCAGGACUGCAGCCCUCGGGCCAUGGUCCUGCCACAUACAGGGCCACACGUGGGACGGUGGCCUGGACUCUAGAACUCGGGGCUCCCACGCUGCAUACCAGGAGUUUGCCCACGGGCCUGCGCCCACCUCAGGGACUGCCAGGGCCUCUGGCCUUCUCAGGAAGCAACUGCUGCCCACUGUCCUAUGCCCUUGGUCAAGAGGGACUCGCCACCUUUUUCCCAAAUUAAAAAAAAAGAAAACAGUAUUAAAUAUUUGAAGUAUUUUCUGAGCA